GAAAAAAAGAAAAAAAAAGAAGACUGACCUGAUUCAUUGCCAUUCUGCAACAAACUCACACUCAGUCUACAUUUGCACAUUGAAUAAUCUCAUCCUUGAUUUUUUUAAUUGACCAAUAGUCACAUAGUUUAUUGAAAUACACCAAAGCCAGUGUUGGAAAUGCAAGGGUGUUAUACUACAAGUAUACUUUAGUCUUCACUUUCUCAAAAGUUCAUUGUUCCUUUCUCUCCAUAUUAGUCAAAAGUAUUCCAAUUCUUUCUCCUUACUGGAUUGAGCUUUAUCAUCUUCCAAAACCUGCCAUUGUUUCUAUAUAAUCUGAUCUUAAGUUGAUGGCUUAUACUGCUGUAAUUUCUCUACUUCAAACUAUUGAGCAACUUCAGCAGAGGAAUCCACUACUAAUACAAGGUCAAACUGCUCAAAUAAUCGAAUCUCUUCGUGAUACUGCGGAAUAUUUUCGAAAAACUCUUGAAGAAACUAGCAAAAUCAAGGUUGACCCUGCAAUGAUGAAAUAUUUGGAAGGAAAGAUAAGGGCUGCUGCUAAUGAAGUAGAAGAUGUUGUUGAAUUAAAGAUUUGUCAAAUCAAAGGCUUAUCCUGGAUAAUUGGAGUGGCACGCGAAGUUUUACUAAAAAACUUGCUACCAUCAGUGGAAAAGAUCGAGGCAACAAAGAUAGAAGUGGUGCAGAUUGUUUCUGAUUUUAGCAAAAAUGAGCCUGCUAAUGAAACUCAAACCAGGAAUUCCUUGAUUGGUUCUUCAUCAAGAAGUAAUGCCAUGCCAAAUUUGGGAGAUGCCAUAGUUGGUCUUGAUGAUGACUUGACAAAAAUGAUUGAGAGAUUGAUUGGAUCUCCCUCUGCUCUAGAAAUUGUCACAAUAUCAGGCAUGGGUGGGAUUGGCAAAACAACACUCGCUAGACAAGCUUAUGAUCAUCUUGCAAUCAGGUAUCAUUUUGACAUUCGAGCCUGGGUUACAAUAUCACAUGAAUUUCAUAUAAGAGAUGUGUUAUUAGCUUGUUUACAUUGCAUUUCCAUAACCUGCCACAAGAGUGAUCAGGAUCAGUUAAUUAAGUCGAUAGAUAACAUCUAUGACAGAAGUGAUGAUGAUCAGUUAGCUGUCCUACUGCAAAGAAAAUUAAAGUGUCGAAGAUACCUUCUUGUUGUUGAUGAUAUUUGGAGUAUGGAUACUUGGGAUACUAUGACAAGAAUAUUUCCUGAUGACGAUAAUGGAAGUCGAAUCCUAUUAACAACUAGGCAAAAAGAAGUGGCUAUAUAUGCAAAUCCUGAUAGCCCUCCACACGAAAUGAACCUCUUGACAUUAGAUGAAAGUUGGAAGUUACUUCAUGAUAAGGUGUUUGGAGCAGAACAUCUUGACGUUCCUAAGUUGGAGGACAUUGGGAAGCAAAUAGCAGAGAAAUGCCAAGGACUACCCUUAACUAUUUUAGUGAUCGCUGGACAUCUCUCUAACAUAGCUAGGACGUUAGAAAGUUGGGAGGAUGUUUCCAAAACUAUAAGUGCAAUAGUAGCUAGCGAUCCAGAUAAAUGCUUAGGAGUGCUCGGUUUAAGUUACAAUAACUUGCCUAAUCAGCUCAAACCUUGCUUCCUUUCUAUGGGUGCUUUCCCUAAGGAUUUUGAAGUUGAUGCUUGUAGAUUGAUCCAGUUAUGGAUCGCCGAGGGUUUUAUAAGGACUGAAAGGCGUAAAAGCUUGGAGGAAGUAGCAAAAGAUUAUUUGGAGGAUCUCAUCACUAGAAACUUGAUAAUGGUUAGAAGGCGAAGAUGGAAUGGGGAGAUAAAAGCCUGUGGAAUGCAUGACCUACUGCGUGACUUCUGUUUGAGAGAAGCUGAAAUGACAAAGUUCAUGCACGUUAUGAGAACUGAUCCCCAAAUCCCUACUCUUGAAACAAGAAAGCAUGAUGUUCGUCGCUUCAGUUUCCAUACCAAAACUUACUCAAAUGAUUGCUUUAAGCUAUCGCCCGUUCUUGCCAGAUCUUUCUAUUUUUUUGGUGAAUUUAUAGUUUCUCCAUCACUUUCUCCAAAAUUUGACCUUCUUUCCCGCUUCAAGCUUCUCCGAGUAUUGGACAUCUUCCAUCAUAAGUUCUCUUCAUUCCCAAUUGAGAUGACAAAGUUAAUUCAUUUGAGAUACCUUGCAGUUGCAUCCGAGGGCAAUCUUCCUGCAUCAAUCUCAGAGCUUCAAAAUUUGCAAACAUUAAUUUAUAGGCAAAUAAGAAUGCACGACAGAGCUGCAAUUUUACCAGGUAAGAUAUGGGCAGUUACUAACUUAAGGCAUAUCCAUCUGGAGAAGAGCAGUUAUUUGUCCAGUCCUAAAAGUAUCACGAGAAUUCUUACAAGAAGGAUGGAUCAUGCCUUGGGGAUGUCAAAUCUAGAGGAAUUUUCUACUCUCUGUUUCUCCAGUUGUACAAGUGAAGUCUUUACCGGCAUUCCAAAUCUAAGAAGUUUGAGCAUUCGCGAAACUCCAUCAGAAAGCAGCAGAAAGCAUAUGCGCGAAUGCGUCAUUGAUAUGUCCACUUUGGGUAAUCUUGAAGCCCUAAAAUGCUUCUAUAAUCCACACUCUAAACAUUAUCAGCCGAACUGGAUCAAGAGGUUUGUUUUCCCUACAUCACUUAAGAGAUUAAACUUAAGCGGGAGUCAUUUUCCUUGGGAAGACAUAUCAAGUCUUGUUAUGUUGCCAAAUCUUGAAGAGCUCAAACUUAAGAGUAAUGCAUGCCACGGUGAAGUAUGGAGAUUAACUGAUGAAGAAAAGUUCAAAAAGCUUAAGUUCUUGCUAAUUAGUUGGACAAAUUUAAAGCAUUGGGAUGCUAGCAGUGAUAAUUUUCCUCAUCUACAACGCCUAGUUCUGAAGAAUUGCAUCUACCUGGAAAAAAUUCCAGAAGAUCUUGGGGAAAUUUGUCCUUUGGAGUCAAUUGAGUUACAUGAUUGCAGCACUUCUACUGAGGUAUCUGCCAGAAGAAUUAAAGAAGAACAAGAGAACUUGGGAAAUGAUAUCCUUAAGGUCCUCAUCAACAAAAGCCUCAUCCAAAAAACUAAGGAUUCCAGUCCAAUUCUUGAAAUCAAGCGGAAGUUUGAUGAGCAAGCAACUAAACUUUCUGGCAUGUGGGAUGUGCUUUUGGAUAAUAUUUUUGGAAGUGGCACUGCACAGUAA
This is a messenger RNA of Lycium barbarum (goji berry), 3152 nucleotides long. RefSeq names its product putative late blight resistance protein homolog R1A-3. Gene Ontology annotation, biological process: defense response to other organism. The record is from RefSeq and is a predicted model, not a curated record. The transcript is spliced from 2 exons. Gene Ontology annotation, molecular function: ADP binding. NCBI's taxonomy places the organism in Eukaryota, Viridiplantae, Streptophyta, Magnoliopsida, Solanales, Solanaceae. Bases 330 to 3152 code for a protein of 940 amino acids.